AUGAACAUCAGCGCCAUAGAUAGCACGCCUGGCCGCGACGAGUUCCAGCACUUCAAGGCGGACUUCUUCAAGAGCAGGUCGCUCUCUGUGGGCACAGACGCCUCGGGCGACCUCAGCGGCGAGGGCCGCUCCCGCUCCCCGCUCGGCAAGCUCACGAGGAAGCUGAGGCGCGCAGUCUUGCCCGUCCCGAUCGCCACGACGUCCGACUCGCUCUCGUCGGUCAUCUCUGCCUCCUCCGCCAACACCUCGCCCGCCACCUCGCCCUCCGCCAACCUCAAGCUGCUCAGCCCGCUCAUGCCUGCACCGCCACCGCACGCCGCUCCGCGCGACCACGGCGCGCCAGACAUCGCGGACGAGUACUUCCUCAGGCACCAGCAGCGGUCCGCCGGCCGUGCGCACCAAGCCGGCUCGAUCUCUGCCUCCUCCGCCACAGACUUUGACAGUCUGUACUCUCUAGACGACCCUUCCGACCGCGUCUCGCUCCGCAUCCGCGCCAGCAGCGACCUGCUGCUCGGCGCCCAGGUGCGCGAGCUCAACUCGCUGCUGGCCGCCACCCACGACAGCCCCGGCUGGAGCGUCAGGGACGGCCUGCUCAUUCCUGCGGACACGGCUCCCGACCCCAAACCCGUGCUCGAGCGGCUCAACCGCCAGUGA
Molecule: messenger RNA, 654 nt
Organism: Ogataea haglerorum
Lineage: Eukaryota; Fungi; Ascomycota; Pichiomycetes; Pichiales; Pichiaceae
Exons: 2
Coding region: 1-654 (217 amino acids)
Source: RefSeq, a predicted model, not a curated record